AAUCAGCUGUUUCCUCAAAGACCAGAAGAAAACUUUUCCUCCCCUCACACGCGCCAGUGUGACGGUGAACCGGUGGUGAACUGGACGCCACUGCGCGUUUCCUUUUGUUAGAUCGAGAUAGUCCAGCAACAGGUGGUGUCACGAUGUCCUUUGCGGAUCCGCAGUGGUGUCCCACCAGCGUCCAGGUAACGGUUCUCCAAGCCAGAGGCCUCAGGAGUAAGGGCAAAAGCGGCACCAACGAUGCGUACGCGGUCAUGCAAGUGGGCAAGGAGAAGUUCCAGACCUCGGUGGUGGAGAAGAGCGUGGCUCCGGUGUGGAAAGAGGAGGCGACUUUCGACCUGCCGCAGAGCGGAGGAGGAGGAAAGGGCACCCUGCAUGUCCAUGUUCUGCACCGGGCCUUGGUGGGUCCAGACAAACCGCUCGGACAUGCUGUCGUCGACCUUCUGUGUCUCAGUGAAGACAAAACCCGCAACAAGACAGAAUGGUUUAAGUUACUGGACAAGACUGGCAAGGCAGACAAAGACAGAGGAGAGGUGCUUCUGGACAUCCAGUUCAUGAGGAACAACAUGACUGCCAGCAUGUUCGAUCUCUCUGCUGCCGGCAAGUCCCGCUCCCGCUUGGGCAAGUUCAAGGACAAAGUGCGCGGCAAGAAAAAGGAGUCCGACGCUGUGUCUGGUGUGGUGCCGUCCUUCACUCAGGUCCUCACGGACAGUGAGGAGGAGGCAAACGACGAGGAAGCUGCGGGGAAGGACGAGAAGAAGAAGAAACAUAAAAUGAAGUCACUGUUUUCUUCCAAAUCCAACCUGCAGAGAAACAUGUCCCAGUCCAUGUCUGUUCUGCCUGCCAAAACCUCCUCGUUAAGCAGGAGCCAAUCGUCUGGUCUGAAUGUGGAUUCCUCUGAGGGUAAAAAGAAGUUUAAGUUCAAGAUACAUAAACGCUUGAGCAGCUCGGAUGGGAAAGAUUCCUCCUCUGGAGUCCAAAAACACGGCGGGACUGCGGAGCAGAGCAACCUAUGCAUUAAUGGCAGCCAUGUUUACUGUGACGGAUCAAACUUUAGUCUGUCCAGUUCAGGUCAUGGAUCCAUGGAGGAUGUCCCUGGAAGCUCCCCUCCAUCUGUUAAUUCACUUAAAGCAGUGACACAAUAUUCUCCUUGGACUGAAGAAGAGGAGGAGGAGGAAGAAACUGCUGAGGUAGAAAACAUAAUGGAGGAUGUGGAUGAGGAACAGAUUAGCAUGGAGAAGGAGAAGAAUAGGGAAGAAGAAAGGAUGAGGACGCAAGAAGAAGCACUAGAGAAGAUGGCUGAGGAGACAAGGAGACGAGAGGAAGAAGAAAUAAAGAGGAUUGAAGAGGAAAAGGUUAGAUGGGAGGAAGAGCGUGAGCGAUUAGCAGAGGAAAAGAGAAGACUUAAGGAACAAGAAAGAAAGAGAAUUGAGGAAGAAGAAGAAAGGCAAAGAGAGGAAAGGAUGAAGAAGGAAGGGGAAAGAAGGAGACUUGAGGAGGAGCAACAAUUGGCACAGGAGGCAAGAAGAAAAGAAGAAGAAAGACGAGCUGAGGAAGAGAAGGCUAGAAAGGAGGAAGAGGAAAGAGUUUUUAGGGAGGAAGAGAGGAGGAGACGAGAGGAAGAGGAGAAAGCUGUAAGAGAGGAAGAACGUGCACGAUUAGCAGAGGAAAAGAGGAGACUGGAGAAACAAGAAAGAAAGAGAAUUGAGGAAGAAGAAGAAAGGCAAAGAGAGGAAAGGAUGAAGAAGGAAGGGGAAAGAAGGAGACUUGAGGAGGAGCGACAAUUGGCACAGGAGGCGAGAAGAAAAGAAGAAGAAGAAGAAAGACGAGCUGAGGAAGAGAAGGUUAGAAAGGAGGAAGAGGAAAGAGUUUUUAGGGAGGAAGAGAGGAGGAGACGAGAGGAAGAGGAGAAAGCUAUAAGAGAGGAAGAACAAGAACGUGCACGAUUAGCAGAGGAAAAGGGGAGACUGGAGGAACAAGAAAGAAAGAGAAUUGAGGAAGAAGAAAGGAUUAGGAUGGAGGAAGAACAUCAGUUGGCAGAGGAAAGCAGGCGAAUGGAAGAAAUGAGAGCUGAGGAAGAUCAAGUUAGGAGGGAGGAAGAGAGAAGGAGAAAAGAGGAAGAAGAAAUGGUGAGAAGACAAGAAGAGGAAGCAUGUGAGAUGAAGAGGAAACUAGAGGAGGAAGAGAGGAGAUGGCAGGAAGAACAGGAAAAGAAUAGGAGAGAAGAGGAGAAAAGACUAGAGGAAGAGGAGAGGUCUCGGAAGGAAAGGGAAGAACAUGAGAGAUUGGUGAGAGAGGAGAAAGAAAGGCAGAGGAUUGAGGCUGAAGAGCAAAUUAAAAGGGAAGUAGAAGAAAGGACUAGGAUGGAGGAUGAGAGGAGGAGGGAAGAGCAGGAGAGGGUAAAGAGGGAUGAGGAGCAGGAAAGGAGGAGAAUUGAAGAGGAAAAAAGGCAAAGGGAGGAAGAAGAAAGGAGGAGACAAGAGGAAGAGGACAGGGUUAAGAAGGAAAAUGAAGAAUUUGAAAGAUUGGCAGAAGAAAAGAGGAGAGUGGAAGAACAAGAGAGAAGACGGAAAGACGAGGAGAGAAUUAGGAAGGAGGAGAGGAGAGAAGAGGAAGAAAUGGAAAGAUUGGCAGAAGAAAAGAGGAGACGAGAGGAACAAGAAGAGAAAAUUCAAAGGGAGGAAGAGCAGAGGUUUAGGAGGGCGGAGAAAGAAGAGGAAGAGGCCAGGAAGUUAAUAACGGAUGCAGAAGAACCAAAAAACCAAAGCGAAACAAAACAUGGACACAAGUCCACCAUGGAGAAAUCUGCAGUAGCAGCACAGAGCGCUGCUGACGUCACCUCCACUAACCCGUUUGAUGAAAACCUCCCAAAUAAUCCCUUUGAAGAUGUCCCACGUUCUCCUACUGCAGCUGACGGCAACACGGCCAUGUCAAGUGUCCAACAGGGGUGUCAAAUUGCAAAUGAGAAGAACCUGAUUAAUGCUCAGCGGGAGAAGCGUCCAGCUCCUCCGCCUCCAGGAAGGAAUAUAGUUGAGAGUCGGAGGGAGCAGGAUGUAGCUUUGCAGCAUCUGGCACAAAAUAACAAGCAGAGUAAUGACAAAGAUGUCAAGACUGCCAGUGUUCUCCCUCAGCGUUCGGUACAAUUGAUCGCUCCUCUGAGUCAGUCUCGCACAGACGCAAAGACCACUCAGAACUUAAUACAAAGUAGCCCCACCAAAGGAACUGAAAGUGCAGGUAAACACGGUAAGCGCCUUGCACCGUCUCGACCUCGUUCUGCAGAGGAAGAGUCAUCGUCUGAAUCCAAAAGAGUCUCGUCUUCUCGUGGCAACAUUUCCCAGGGAGGUGGCUCACAGACAAAACGAGUGCCUGUCGCCUGUGGCUUGAAUCCAUUUGAAGAUGAUGACGAUGAGGUCACACUUCGAGAUGAUACACCAACCCCUGGUGACACAAGAUCAACACAGCGGCCCCCACCUGUGUCCCGCGCUACUGAUGAAUCCAAAGUGAAAUCUUCAAAAGUGACCCAUGCUCCUCCCCCUCCGCCGACCAUUUCAAGCACUUUAAUUCAUCCCAACACUGACAGUUGCCAUGCUAUGGAUACUACAGUUGUGCCUGCACCCGAUAAAGGUGCAAACCAAGCAUGUGGCCCACAGCCAGAGGCCACACUCUCCGUUCAGAACACUUCACUGAAAGAGCCUUCUAGAUCACAGAGCACUGCAGAGGUAACGGGAGUGAAGAAGGAAGCCCCUCCUACAAGUUCACGCAGGCUUCUACCUGUAAGGCCACUUAAUCCUCUGGAACAAAAGUCUGUCUCCACCGCUCCAGGGGGUAAAAGUCACGAAUCCGUUGGAAUCUUUAGUGACGUUCAAGAGAAAACAAAGAUAACGGCAGAUUCGGGGCUUAAAGGGCCAUAUUCCCAGCUAACUCGAGAGGAACUUGUGUCCCUGCUGCAGAAACAGGAGAACCAGAUGUCUGAGAGAGACAAAAAGAUAUCAGAGCUGGAACAAUACAUUGACAAAUUGCUUGUACGUGUCAUAGAAGAACAACCAAGCAUCCUGAUGUCCAUGAACUCACUGAAGUAGGCUGUCUAUGCUGAUUCACAGCUCACACUUCUAUUUCUGCUCCACCCAGUUAGUGAAUAAUUGAAUAAUCACAGUUCCAAAAUUAGAACUUCACUGUAAAGCACUUGAGAUGUUUUGAAAGAUGUUGAUGAUUUUGAAAUGUUUCUAUGUGCUUGACUGACUUUGAAACUAAUGAAUUGUUUUUUAAUAAUUUUCAUGUUGAGCACAAAAUGAUGUGUAAAAAUAAUCACUGAUAUGUUGGCUUGCUGUUUUUGUGUAAAGAGCCUUACUUUGCUGUAAAAUAAUCUUACUGCUCUUGUACUACUAAAGGUUUACAUGAUGCUAACCUAAAAAGCACUUUUAAAAAGCCUAUAAAAUGGUGUAUUCUGAAUCGGUCUUCUGCACUGAGGUUACUGCUAUAUGGAAUUAAAUAUGCAAAAUUAAAUAAAA
Messenger RNA from Solea senegalensis (Senegalese sole), 4508 nucleotides. RefSeq names its product RAB11 family interacting protein 1 (class I) b (gene rab11fip1b). Gene Ontology annotation, cellular component: intracellular membrane-bounded organelle. The transcript is spliced from 6 exons. The coding region runs from base 144 to 4079 and encodes 1311 amino acids. NCBI's taxonomy places the organism in Eukaryota, Metazoa, Chordata, Actinopteri, Pleuronectiformes, Soleidae. The record is from RefSeq and is a predicted model, not a curated record. Gene Ontology annotation, molecular function: small GTPase binding. Gene Ontology annotation, biological process: regulated exocytosis.